CCACAGUCCACAGCCCAAAGCGGCGGUCGCUCCCCCGCUUAAACCCUCGAGCCCGCUUAAACACCGACGAGGCGAACGGACCAGAGUCGGCGAGCCCCCAGGAGCCGACUCCGCCUCCGGCUCUGACCAGUCUUUAGACCCCCCCCCUGUCCCAGGCGACGACGAAACCAGCAGCGCUGCGCAGCGCCGACCACUCCGGGAACCUCACGAUCCAGGGGAGAUGCUGGUCGCCGCCGCCGCCUCGCCGUCGCAGCCGUGAACCGGUUUCCCCAGGGCGGAGGGACUUGGGCUCAGAUUCGGCGGAUCUUGGGCUGGUCUCGUGCAUUCGAGCCGCUGCAGGCGUCUGGGUAACCGCUUCUCUCGAGGAAAAGGAAACCAAAGCUGCUCGGCCAACUUUGGGAUCAAGGAUCGGCGAAAAGGAAAAGAAAAAAGGAGGGAUCUUUUUGGGAGGGUCUGUUUGAGCCUUCGGGGUUACCAUAGCCUCGGGCAACACCGUGCUAAUGGAUUUCUUCAAGAUUAAGAAGCUCGCGAAGGGGAAGAAGAGCGCCGGGGGUGGGGGAGAGGCAGUUGAAUCCGACGACGACAGCGCCGGGGGUUUGACCCCCCGGGGCCUGGAGGAGCUGAAGCCGGGCAUUGGGGAGAGGACCAAUGCCGAGGCGGCGGCAGAGGGUACAGGCGCGGGCAAUGGGGUGGUUGAAGAAGAGGAGGAGGAGGACUAUGAGGACGACGAUGAUUUCAUCACCAAUGAGGUGAAGCGGAGGCUCAAGGAGCUCAGGAAGAACAGCUUCAUGGUGCUCAUCCCUGAGGAGGAGUGUGCCGAGGUCGAGGAUGACAGCGGGGAGGAGGAAGGGGGCAGCCCCAGGGAGUGGCUGGAGACGGGCGUUGGCGAUGGCUUCCCGCUGUGUGGGUUUGAUUCACUGUAUGAUAAGUACUGCGAGAGGAUGCUGGUGUUUCAUAAGAUGAUCGCGCAGCUCAUGAAGGAUCCAGAGUCACUGAACACGCCAAAAAAGUCUCCAAGAUCAGCAUCAAAAUUGGCGUCUACUCUACGCAGCCUCUCAUUCAAAAGAAAGGAUGAGCUCCCAGAAGAUUGUGAACAACUUCAACAACAGCAAAGUGCAGAUGAUCCACAUCAGACACUUGAGACUGCAUAUGUUGCUCAUGUUUCAUUAAGCUGGGAGGCUCUGCAUUGCACCUAUGUGCACCUGAGUCUUAUUGUUGCAGCACAACCUGAUAAUCCUACAACCUACAGCUGUGCUGCUCAAGCAUUCCAACAAUUCCAGGUCCUGUUGCAGAGAUUCAUUGAAAAUGAGCCAUUUGAGCAUGGUACCCGGGUUGAGAUAUAUGCACGGUCUCGCAGCUUGUUGUCAAAGUUGCUUCAGGUCCCCACUUUUCAAGUCACAGAUAGGAAAAGCAACGCUGAAGAUCAAACGGAGCCAGCGAUUUCCGCACCUGAUCUCAUCAAACUGCUGGAGGAGUCUAUCCUAACUUUCCGCCUUUUCCUGAAGAAGGACAAGAGAAAGAGCGGUGUUCUUACGGGCGCUAGUCAUGGCCACGCUGGGAGCUCAAUUCAACAAGUGCAAUCUUCACUCGAUAAGAAAGAGGCGAAGGUGAAGGAGCUGCUGAAGAAGAGGAAAGGGUGGAAGAGCAAGGCUUGGCCAGGCACGAUGGAGGAGGUCCAGCUGCUGUUCGCCCUGAUCGACAUCAAGGUCGUGUCGCGGGUGCUCCGGAUGGGGAAGCUGAGCAAGGAGCAGCUGCUGUGGUGCGAGGAGAAGAUGAGCAAGGUGGACCUCACCGAGAACCGGCUACGCCGUGACGGGUCCCCCAUCCUUUUCCCCUGUUAGGCCGACGCACCCUUCCUGCCUGCCUCUGGGGGCGUAAGCAGAGAACCUCCCUUACUUUGUUAGUUCGGCAUGCCAUGGCGGUGGUGGCGGCACCAGGGGUGUCCGCUCGUACCAUUCCUUUCGGCUACCUUAUCAGACUAUAUAUGUACAUGCUUUUAGGUUGGAUCUGAAUUGAAAAUGUCCAUACUAAAGUAGGGGCUUAAAGUAAA
Zea mays is the source of this 2050-nucleotide messenger RNA. RefSeq lists its product as uncharacterized. The record is from RefSeq and is marked validated. Lineage: Eukaryota; Viridiplantae; Streptophyta; Magnoliopsida; Poales; Poaceae. The coding region runs from base 501 to 1841 and encodes 446 amino acids. The transcript is spliced from 5 exons.